Messenger RNA from Panthera uncia (snow leopard), 3955 nucleotides. RefSeq names its product zinc finger protein 547-like. The record is from RefSeq and is a predicted model, not a curated record. Bases 1593 to 3200 code for a protein of 535 amino acids. Gene Ontology annotation, biological process: negative regulation of transcription by RNA polymerase II. Gene Ontology annotation, molecular function: DNA-binding transcription repressor activity, RNA polymerase II-specific. Lineage: Eukaryota; Metazoa; Chordata; Mammalia; Carnivora; Felidae. The transcript is spliced from 3 exons.
GUGGAGGUUGGGCCAGGGCGGUGGCCGUGGAGGGAGAUGCGAGGAGAUUCUGCAGAGUCGGGCAACAGAGCCGACGGGGUUUCCUGCUGCGUCGCCUGUAGCUGUGAGCACAAGUGGGGAGUGAAGGACCAGGUCAGGGCUUCCUUGCCUGAACAUCUGAGAGAACGGAGGUGGGGAAGCGAGCCCAGCGGGCAGGUUUCGGGGAGAUCAUGAGUUCGGUUUGGACAUGUUGAUGCUGAGAUAUCUGAGGGUGGAGACAUGACGUGGGUCCGUAGAAGUGAGGGUCUGGAGGACGGGGAAGGGAGCUGGGCUGGAGCUGUCCAAGGUGUGAAGGGUGUGCACUGCUCCAGAGCCUGGCCUCAGGACCCGACCAAGGAGGCGGUCUUAAGGUCGUUAUUACUGGUGGGCUCUGCAGUGAGCGUCAGGAGGGCUGAGGCGUGGAGUGCCCCGGGGGAUUCAGCAUCCCUGAUGCUCCCUCCCUAAAGGAGCGUACCUGAUGUAGAAGGUAUUCUGACCUGGGUCUAGAAAAGAAUGCCUGGAUGUGGUAAGUUUGUUGGCCUGGGUGGAGACGGAGGUAGAGACUCUCAGUCCUGCAGGUCAGGUGAUCCUGGGAGACAGUCCCUGUGGGACAAAGAAAUAGCCAGAUUUGUGGAGCGGUUGGGUCCCAGAUGAGGGCACUGCUCUCUCACCACCUCCACCCUUGGGGGCAAGAGGAAGACAGGAGUGCUCCAGUCAAGGGGUCCUGCCAACGCCCUGCAGGGGGCCACGCAGCAGGUAGGCUUGUUUGCUGAAAGGAAGAGUAGCUGAGCUGCCCGCUCAGACUCUCCCUACAACUCAUUAAAUUCGGAACGUAUGAAACAUUUAUUGAGACAUCAGCUAACCAACAUUUAUGUAAAUAUGUACACAUGGAAACUAGAAAUGCAUGCAUUCGAUAAAUGAAGAGCAACAACACUUUAUGAAAAUUGCAAAGUUAAUUUAUCUGUGGUAUUUGCUAACAACAGAACGUUGUAUAACACAUCUUUUGAAAAUCGUAAGCAGAAAUAACACUAAUCCAAAUUUUAUGAACCCUGUCCUUUAUUUGCAAUGGAAACAUACAGGCUUGUUAACUCUGUGGGUAGUUAGUGUGCAUCAGUUCUGUUCAAUACUGUUAUCAGCUCUGUGAGGUGGGGGCCAGGAAUUGAGGCUCGGGACGUUCAUUCCUCCUACAGAACCACAUCGCUGGUAAGAGCAGCACUGAUGUCAGAGGGGCUGAGAGCUUAAGUUAUCAGGCUGGGAGCACUUUGCUCCAGGGCAGGGCAGGGGUAGCGGGGGUCCAGUUCAGUCUGUUGGUUGCCUACCAUGGUUGCCCCUUUCUCAUGGCCUCCCUCUUCCCACAGGUUCCCGUGGCAUUUGCAGAAAUGCUUAUGGAUCCUGUACAGGUGCAUGGAGGAUGUGACAGUUGGAGGACACCCCAGUUGUCCCCCUGAUGGUUUUGCCACUCCCGUGUAAAGAAUGAUGGUGUCCUGAGAUUGCUCACCUGUUCUCCCUCCCUUGGGUCUAAAGUCCCUGUGGUCUCAUCAAAGCCCAGGGUCUUGAACUCAUCCCUGGAUUCUAUGGAGCAUUGCCCAUUUGUGACAACCAAUGGGGGGUUUGUGGUUUUUACAGACGUGGCCGUGCGCUUCUCCCAGGAGGAGUGGGGGCUCCUCGAUGAGGCUCAGAGACGCCUGUACCACAGUGUGAUGCUGGAGACCUUUGCACUUUUGUCAUCACUAGGUUGCUGGCAUGGAGCUCAGGACGAGGAGGCCCCUUCAGGGCAUAGUGUUUCUGUAGGAGCAUCACAGGUCAGGACUCCAAAGCCAGGCCCGUCCGUCCGGGAGGCCCAGCCCUGUGAGACGUGUAGCUCACUCUUGAAAGACCUUUUGCGCUUGGCUGAACAGGACGGUAUACACCCCGAGCAAGGCCUGUACGCCUGUGGGGGAGAGUGUUGCCAGCACCAAAAGCAUCAGAUUAGAGCGGAACUUUCCAGGAGUGAUGAGGGGAGGUCUUCAUUUGUGAAGAACUGCAGAGGUCACAUGGCAGAGACGACCUUUACGUGCAGUGAAGAUGGGAAGGACUUCCCAGCCAGCUCAGGCCUUCUCCAACAGCAGGUUCCUCAGCUUGUAGGACGGCCACACUGGGGCACAGCUGGUGGAGAGGACUUUCAAAAUGAACAGAAUUAUUAUAAAUGUACUCAGUGUGGGAAAAUCUUCAGUCAUAAACAUAUACUUGUUGACCAUGAGGAAAUCCACACUGGAGAAAAGCGUCAUGAGUACAGAGAGUGUGGGAAAGCCUUCCUUAGAAAGUCCCACCUCCAUCAGCACCAGAAAGGCCACGAUGAAGGUCAGUUUUAUGAGAACCCAAAAUGUGGAGGAUGUCUUACACGGAUACCUGGCCUUGGUGACCACCAGGGUAUUCACGCCAGGCCGAGGCCUUUUGAGUGCAGCCAGUGUGGGAAGGCUUUCCUUAGACUGUCCCAACUUGUUGGUCACCAGAAAAUCCACACAGGAGAGAGGCCUUAUGGUUGCAGUGAAUGUGGAAAAUUUUUUAGGAAUCGCUCUACGCUCAUUAGACAUCAGAGAGUUCACACUGGAGAGAGGCCAUAUGAGUGCCUUGAAUGUGGGAAAGCCUUUACCCGCAAACAUAAACUUGUUGAGCAUCAGAAAAUCCACAGCGGUGAAAAGCCUUAUGAAUGCAGAGAAUGUGGGAAAGCCUUCAGCCGCAAAGACAAAGUUGUUGAGCACCAGAAAAUCCACACCGGAGAGCGGCCUUAUAAGUGCAGUGAAUGUGGGAAAGCUUUCAGCCGCAAACAUAAACUUGUUGAGCACCAGAAAAUCCACACUGGAAUAAGGGCUUAUGAGUGCAGAGAAUGUGGCAAAUUCUUUAUGGACAGCUCCUCGCUCAUUAUUCAUCAGAGAGUCCACACUGGAGAGAGGCCUUAUGAGUGUGGCAAAUGUGGGAAGUUCUUUAGGUACCGCUUCACACUCAUUAGACACCAGAGAACUCACACUAGAGAAAGGCCUGAUGAGUGCAGCAACGUAGGAAAUCCUUUAGUUGCAACUCCAAACUCAUUAGACGUCAGACAAGUCACAGCAGAGAAAGGCCUUAUUAGUGCAGCUAACGUGGGAAAUUUUUGUGUUACAACUUCGGUCUCAUUACACAACAGAGAGUUCAAACUGGUGUGAGUCCUUAUGAGAACUGCGAAUGUGGGGACAUCUCUACCUACAUCUCUGGCCUUGUUAAACAUUGGCAGAUUUCCAACAAUGGAGAAAUGCCUUAUGAGUGCAAUGAAUGCGGGAGAAUCUGUUAAUUUGAUUUAUGUCAUUAUAUACUAAUUUGCAUUUCUUUAAUUUUUAUGUUCUUGGAAUCCUGCAGUAUACUGUUAUGUGACUGCUUUUCCUUACAUUUUUACAUAAAAGGAAUCCCAAAGUAUAUCCUUGUGUGGCUGUUUAGAGAUUUAUCCCUAUUGCAUUCAUUCCUCUUUAUUGCUGAGUCAUAUUCCAUUGGGCGUAUGUGCCACAGUGUGUUUAUCUAUUAAUGGACAUGUAGGUUGCUUCCAGUGUUUCCAAUUACCAAAAGAACUGUGAACAUUCAUAUAUAAGUGAAUACCUGAGAGUGGAGUGUUGAUCAUUGAUGAAUGUUUAACUUUUUAAGAAUUGGCCAAACUGAUUUCCAAUAUGAGAUUGCAAGCGGGGGAGGGGCAGAGAGAGAGAGGGAGAGAGAAUCCCAAGCAGGCUCCAGACUGUCAGUGCAGAGCCAGACAUGGGACCCAAUCUCACAAAACGUGAGAUCGUGACCUGAGUCAAACGAAAUCAAGAGUUGGACACUUUAACAGACUAAGCCACCCAGGUGCCCCUAUAGUUAUUUCGAGUUGAAAUCCUCAUUAACUUCUAUGACUCUACUGUUGUCCUUUUUAUUUUUGAAUAAAAUUUAUAUGCAU